Esox lucius (northern pike) is the source of this 13148-nucleotide messenger RNA. RefSeq names its product ankyrin 2b, neuronal (gene ank2b). The record is from RefSeq and is a predicted model, not a curated record. NCBI's taxonomy places the organism in Eukaryota, Metazoa, Chordata, Actinopteri, Esociformes, Esocidae. Gene Ontology annotation, molecular function: protein binding. The transcript is spliced from 54 exons. Gene Ontology annotation, biological process: protein localization to T-tubule; regulation of cardiac muscle contraction; signal transduction. Bases 359 to 12259 code for a protein of 3966 amino acids. Gene Ontology annotation, cellular component: T-tubule.
CAAUCUCUGCCGCCUGUCAGCUUACCUCUGGUAGCGUGUAUCAGACCUGCCCCCUCAUCUCUCGCGCUCUCUUUCUCCGUCUACACACACGCACCCGUGCCUCCCUCCGUACCUCCGAUGCAGAUUCAGGGAGUGCAGCUCUGCGUGUUGGGCUGGACCAGUUAAUACGUGGUGGUGGAGGUGGUAGCUGACACGGAGAACCUGCGGCUACGCCACCCCUCCCUCUCUCGUUUCGUUCCACGCGCCCGCCUGCCCUUCGGAGGAGAGUCACCUGCCGGGGGGAAUCUAUUUUAACUCUUCGCCAGCGUAAGACACUCUCCGAGGGGAAUUUUCUAACGGGAUUGGCUUGACCGGGACCAUGGCACACGCUGCGGCCCACAUUAAGAAAGCCCGGGUGGAGCUGGUGGAGCAGCAGGCCCCGGACCUGAAGGCUUUGGAGAAAGCCCGUCAGAGGAGGAUACGCUCCCGGGAACGGGCUGAGCGCAAGCGCAAGUCGGACAGCAACACCAGCUUCCUGCGAGCGGCGAGGGCAGGGAACAUCGAUAAGGUUCUUGAGUACCUGAAGGGGGGAGUGGACAUCAGCACUUGUAAUCAGAAUGGGCUGAACGCGCUUCACCUGGCGGCCAAGGAGGGCCACGUGGAGCUGGUCCAGGAGCUGUUGGAGAGAGGUUCGGCUGUGGAUUCGGCCACCAAGAAAGGCAACACUGCCCUCCACAUAGCCUCUCUGGCCGGACAGGCCGAGGUGGUGAAGAUACUGGUGAAGCGUGGAGCAGAAAUCAACUCUCAGUCUCAGAAUGGCUUCACUCCGCUUUACAUGGCCGCUCAGGAGAACCAUAUCGAUGUGGUCCGGUACCUGCUGGAGAGCGGUGGGAACCAGAGCACAGCCACGGAGGACGGCUUCACCCCUCUGGCCAUCGCUCUGCAGCAGGGCCACAACCAGGUGGUGUCUGUGCUGCUGGAGAACGACACCAAGGGCAAGGUGCGUCUCCCUGCCCUGCACAUCGCCGCCCGCAAAGACGACACCAAAUCGGCCGCGCUGCUCCUCCAGAAUGACCACAACGCUGAUGUCCAGUCCAAGAUGAUGGUCAAUAGGACUACGGAGAACGGAAAGAGCGGGUUCACUCCCCUGCACAUCGCGGCCCACUACGGCAACGUGAACGUGGCCACACUACUACUGAACCGCGGGGCGGCCGUUGACUUCACAGCCAGGAACGGGAUCACGCCCCUCCAUGUGGCCUCCAAGCGUGGCAACACUAACAUGGUGCGCCUCCUACUGGACAGGGGGUCUCAGAUUGACGCUAAAACUAGGGACGGUCUCACCCCACUACACUGCGCGGCCAGGAGCGGACACGACACGGCAGUGGAGCUGCUGUUGGAGAGAGGAGCACCCAUGUUAGCCAGAACCAAGAACGGCCUGUCCCCGCUCCACAUGUCGGCCCAGGGCGACCACGUCGAGUGCGUCAAGCACCUCCUGCAGCACAAGGCGCCCGUCGACGACGUCACGCUGGACUACCUGACGGCGCUGCACGUCGCCGCCCACUGCGGACACUACCGCGUCACCAAGCUGCUGCUGGACAAGCGGGCCAACCCCAACGCCAGAGCGCUGAACGGCUUCACCCCGCUGCACAUCGCCUGCAAGAAGAACAGGGUGAAGGUGAUGGAGCUGCUGGUCAAGUACGGCGCGUCCAUCCAGGCCAUCACAGAGUCGGGUCUGACCCCCAUCCACGUAGCAGCCUUCAUGGGUCACCUCAACAUCGUCUUGUUACUGCUGCAGAACGGAGCCUCUCCGGACGUCAGCAACAUUCGCGGUGAGACUUCUCUUCACAUGGCUGCCCGGGCAGGCCAGGUGGAGGUGGUUCGUUGUCUCCUGAGGAACGGGGCCGUGGUGGACGCCAGAGCCAGGGAGUACCAGACCCCCCUCCACAUCGCGUCCCGCCUGGGGAAGACGGAGAUCGUCCAGCUGCUGCUACAGCACAUGGCCCACCCCGACGCCUCCACCACCAACGGCUACACCCCCCUCCACAUCUCCGCCCGGGAGGGACAGGUGGACGUGGCCUCGGUCCUCCUGGAGGCUGGAGCUUCACACUCACUGGCCACCAAGAAAGGAUUCACUCCCCUGCAUGUGGCAUCCAAGUAUGGAAGCCUGGAUGUGGCCAAACUUCUCCUGCAAAAACGAGCCCCUCCUGAUUCUGUAGGGAAGAAUGGCCUUACGCCCCUCCAUGUUGCGGCGCAUUACGAUAACCAGAAGGUGGCGCUCCUGCUUCUGGACAAAGGGGCCUCCCCCCGAGCCACGGCCAAGAACGGCUAUACCCCGCUCCACAUCGCGGCCAAGAAAAACCAGAUGGACAUUGCGGUGGUGCUGCUGCAGUACGGCGCGGAGACCAACAUCGUGACCAAGCAGGGCGUCACCCCGCUGCACCUGGCCUCGCAGGAGGGACACGCUGACAUGGCCGCCCUGCUCCUAGAUAAGGAGGCGCACGUCAACGUCCCCACCAAGAGCGGCCUCACCUCCUUACACCUCGCGGCCCAGGACGACAAGGUGGCUGUGGGAGAGAUACUGGUCAAGUAUAGAGCCAAUGUGGAUCAGCAAACUAAGUUGGGCUACACUCCGCUGAUUGUUGCAUGCCACUAUGGGAACACCAAAAUGGUCAACUUCCUCUUACAGAACGGAGCAAGCGUCAACGCCAAAACUAAGAAUGGAUACACUCCGCUCCACCAAGCUGCUCAGCAAGGAAACACACACAUCAUCAACCUUCUGCUGCAGAACGGGGCCAAGCCCAACAACAUCACUGUGAAUGGUAACACAGCUCUGGCCAUCGCCCGGCGACUGGGCUACAUCUCCGUGGUCGACACACUCAAGGUCGUCACCGAGGAGAUCAUCACCUCAACAACGACGGUGAUAGAGAAACACAAGCUGAACGUUCCCGAGACCAUGACGGAAGUCCUCGACGUCUCUGACGAGGAGGGCCUACGUACUGUGCCCAUCCCAGAGGUGAAAGACAAUGAGGAUGAUGUUCUGUCUGAUGACUCCAUGGAUUUAGAAGGCAGUUCUUAUGCGGUUGACAUAGGACCAUCUCUGUCUACCUUCAGUGACGACACGAUGACAGGGGAUGGAGGGGAGUACCUGCGAGCGGAGGACCUCAGGGAGCUGGGGGACGACUCCCUGCCUGGACAGUACCUGGAUGGGAUGAACUACCUGCGUUAUAGCUUGGAGGGGGGGCGCUCUGACAGUCGAAUGCAAAGCUCGGACAGGUCUUACACUCCCAGCCACCACGGCUACUACUCUCCCAAACAUGAAAGCAUGGUGGACGAGAUGCUCACCGGUCACAAUGUGACGUCUCUUGGCCGGGAAAAUGAGAAGGACUCUUACCGGCUCAGCUGGGGCACGGAUAACCUGGACAACGUGGCCCUGUCCUCCAGCCCCAUCCACUCAGGCCGUUCUUCUCCAUGCCAUGACCAUGGCGACAGCAGUUUCCUGGUUAGCUUCAUGGUGGACGCCAGGGGCGGAGCCAUGCGGGGUUGCCGUCACAACGGCCUGCGCAUCAUCAUCCCCCCGCGGAAGUGCAGCGCCCCGACGCGGGUGACCUGCCGGCUGGUGAAGAGGCAUCGGCUGGCCACUAUGCCACCCAUGGUGGAGGGCGAGGGCCUGGCCAGCAGGCUGAUCGAGGUGGGCCCCGUCGGAGCGCAGUUCCUCGGUAAACUCCACCUUCCCACUGCCCCGCCCCCUCUUAACGAGGGCGAGAGCCUCGUUGGCCGUAUUCUGCAGCUCGGGCCACCAGGGACCAAAUUCCUCGGGCCUGUGAUAGUGGAGAUCCCUCACUUCGCUGCCCUGAGGGGUAAAGAGAGGGAGCUGGUUAUCCUGCGCAGUGAAACGGGAGAGAGCUGGAAGGAGCACCACUGUGAAUACACAGAGGAGGAACUCAACCAGAUACUCAAUGGCAUGGACGAGGAACUGGACCCCCCGGAGGAGCUGGAGAAAAAGCGCAUCUGCCGCAUCAUCACCCGAGACUUCCCCCAGUACUUUGCCGUGGUAUCCCGGGUCAAGCAAGACAGCAACCUGAUUGGUCCAGAGGGCGGCAUCCUGAGCAGCACCGUGGUUCCUCAGGUCCAAGCGGUCUUCCCUGAAGGGGCCCUCACCAAGAGGAUCAAAGUGGGACUCCAGGCUCAGCCAACGAACGCGGACGUGGUGCGGAUGAUCCUGGGAAACAAGGCCACGUUCAGCCCCGUCGUGACCCUGGAGCCUCGCCGGAGGAAGUUCCACAAGCCCAUCACCAUGACCAUACCGAUCCCCAAGAGCAGCACCGACCAGGGGAUCAAUGGCUUUGGAGGGGACACGCCCGCCCUGCGCCUCCUCUGCAGUAUCACAGGUGGAACAACGCCAGCCCAAUGGGAGGACAUCACAGGAACCACGCCCCUGACGUUCAUCAACGACUGUGUCUCCUUCACCACCAACGUGUCGGCCAGGUUCUGGCUGAUAGACUGUCGGCAGGUGCAGGAGUCGGUCAGCUUCUCCACCCUGGUCUACAGGGAGAUCAUCUGCGUUCCCUACAUGGCCAAGUUCGUCAUCUUCGCCAAGACCCACGACCCCAUCGAAGCCCGACUGCGCUGCUUCUGCAUGACGGACGACAAGAUGGACAAGACCCUGGAACAGCAGGAGAACUUCACGGAGGUGGCCAGGAGCAGAGACGUGGAGGUGCUGGAGGGAAAACCCAUCUAUGCAGACUGCUUUGGCAACCUGGUCCCACUCACUAAGGCUGGCCAGCACCAUCUCUUCAGCUUCUAUGCCUUCAAAGAGAACAGGCUGGCACUCUUCAUCAAAAUCCGAGACAACACUCAGGAGCCGUGCGGCCGGCUGUCCUUUAUGAAAGAGCCCAGGUCUUAUAGAAGUCUGGCCCACAAUGCCAUUUGCAACCUGAACAUCACACUACCGUCAUACUCAAAGGAAUCUGAUUCAGACCAAGAUGCUGAGGAAGAGAUCAGCAGGACGAUCGAGAAAUAUGAUGAAGACACUACAGAGACGGCAAUCCAGAAAACCGAUUUGAUCCAAGACUCAACGGCUCUGGCCAGUCCAGACCUCCUCACAGAUGUGUCCGAGAUGAAACAAGACCUGAUCAAAAUGACUGCCAUUCUAGCCACAGAUUCUACUGACAAAUCCCUGGAAGGGAGCGGUCUGGAGAAAGGGGCUGAGGAGGUUCAGGGUGAGCCCUUUGAAAUCAUGGAGAAGUUCAAAGAGGACUUGGAGAAAGUGGGCAAGAUACUCAGGAGUGGAACGUAUGAGGGUGAGUUGGCGGAGGAGGCAGCAAAAGCAGCCAGAAUGAAGGAAGAUUGGGUCCUCCUCUCAGACUGUGAGAUAGAGGAGGCCAAACAGAUGGCUGCCUUAGAACCUCAGGAACCUGUUCUGCGUGAAGCCAGAGUCAACAGAGGCAUUCCAAGACCUAAAGCGAUCAAAGACGUGUCCGGCAUGGCAACACACCUCACUGGGGAACUCAAAGAGUAUCUCCUGGAUGUACCUGAGCGCUCCAGUGCAGCAGCCCAGGAGGAAAUGGUCCAAGAGAAGGGUACAGAGGCUGUGCUGCGCAAAGGCUCAAAAAGAACCACGACUACAACAAAAACGACCACAACCACAACAACCAAGAAGGACAUCAGAACUCUUGUUGAACUCAAAAAGCCAGUCAGGAGGAAAGGAAAAGACCAGGAAAUGGCAAAAGAAUCUACAGAUGGGGAUGCUCUCCUAAGUGCACCCAGAGACCCUAAAACAGUUUCACCUGUGUCCCCAGUUGUUGAGGAGACCCCCAUUGGGUCCAUAAAAGACAAAGUCAAAGCCCUUCAGCAGAGAGUGGAGGCAGAGCAAAAGGGUAAAAUGCCAACUGGCACCAAACCCUUCAAAGUUGCAAUGGAGAGCAAACUCCCCCAAAGGGCAAAAGAAACCAAGCCUGAAUUGAAAAAGGGCUCCUCAAAACAGUGCCCACCUAAGUCCCCUAAGGGUGAAUCUGAGAAGUUAGAGGAGACAAUGUCAGUGAAGGAGCUCAUGCAAUCAUUCCAAAAGGGGCAGGACCCCUCAAAGAGAAAAUCUGGGCUUUUUGAGCUAAAAUCCUCCACUACAGAGCAUGAAACUACACAUGCAGAAUCACAGUCCACUCAGCCCAAAACUACGAUCCACCGACCGACAAGCCAUUAUGAACGGGAGGUGUCAUUGGAUGCCGUACCUGGCGAGCAGAACAAAGAGAGAGACCAGCAAAUUAGCCCACGCAGAAAGCCCUCUAAAGACUCUACAGCUGAAAUCCAAGAAGCACUUGAGGAAAAUUUUGACUGCCAACAGUUUAACGAGAUCUCUCUAGAGGGUAGUCCUGUUACCCAAUCAGCCCUAACCGAAACCGUGGAGUUUACAAACAUUGCCUUGUACGAUAGCUCUGAUAGUUUAAAACACGAGGGCGUGGCAGACUCUCCCAGUGUCAGCCUCGGUGAUGGUAGUCCUCCUCAUUUAAGUUCUGAUGAUAGCCUCAAACACGAAGGAUUAGCCACCCCCGGGACAAGCCCUGAUAGUCUCUCUCUCUCACCAAAAAACGCUAACCAGUCCAGUAAAAACUCAACAGCUGACAAUGUGGCCGUCACAGUGUUGGACAAAAGUAAGGACACGCCUGGAGACUCCGGCAUGGUGACUACUGAUGACCAGCCGUCAACAGAAAUGACCGUCCCGUUCUCUUCCACUGAGGCUGCGGACGAUCACACCACAAGUGAGUCCAUAUCUUUUCAGAGGGGCGAGACUAAGACGAGAAAGCUCACAAAGAGGGUUUCUGAGACCUUAGAGAGCUUCCUUAGUGAUGAGAGCCCUGAGGACCAGCUAGCAUCAACCUUAUCGGCAGAGAUGGCUUUUAGUGUCUCUACACAGCAUCAAGGAAGCUUAGAACUGCCUUUAAGACAGCAAGACCCAGAUGUCCUUAGUCCAUUAGGCGAUGACUCUUUGACAAUAAGCCACAGAGACUCUCUAGAUGAGGGUAGUCCCCUCAUGGAAGACAACUCGUCCCAUAGGACCCCAGACUCCAUUGAACCCAGCCCAACAAAGGAAUCCCCUUGUCGUGACUCCUUAGAAAGCAGCCCAGUAGAGCAGAAAACAUUCCCUCUCGCUCUAGAUCAUCUAAAAUGGUCUUCUAGCCGCCCAGAACCCUCCAAAGCCCCAGAGUUCCCCCCAGACAUAUUGCGUAGUAGGCUACUCAGAGACCAGGAGGCUAGUGCCAACGAUGAUGACAGUAUCGAGCAGACUUCAUCCCAGAUGGAAAGUUCCGGUAAGAGUCCACUCUCCCCCGAUACCCCUAGCUCUGAAGAGGUAAGUUAUGAGGUUAACCCCAAAACCCCCGACCACUUGUACCUAUCUGUGGUGUCGGAACCGACUGUCAUCCCCGAAGACUCUGAGGAAGAUGAAAAUGAGUCAGAAGCACCGAAGCAAUUCACCCCAGAGGAGGAGAUGUUUAAAAUGGCAGCCAAAAUAAAAACGUUUGAUGAAAUGGAGCAGGAUGCCAAAACCAAAAAGAACUCCAGAAAAGACUUCAGUGCCUUUGCAGAUGAUGAAUCAGGGGAUGACAGCGUCAAAACAGUUGAAAUAGAGUUCGGAAAUGAGAGUGGGCUCACUAGGCCCAAAGAGACCUCAGAGUUAACUCUUUCUGUUGAAUCACUUAUUGAAGUAAAACCUCCCUCUCCUUUUCCACCAGGUGUGCAUGAAGGAGUCCACCACAGAGAGACCAUGAGCACAACUACCACGACAGCAGAGGAGGGAUCUCAAUCUGUCUCAGAGCACCAUAUCUUAAAAUCUGUUAAUUCACACAAAGACACGAAUGACAGAGACAUUUUAGUAAAAAUGGCUACCGUGUCUUCCAGCUCUGAUGGGGCUGCAAACAUAACCGACGAACAGAAAGAAGCUAGUUUGAGAAAAUCAAGAGGAAGCAAAGAUGAUGACGGGGAAGGGAAAAAAGCAGAAACAGGAAGUUUGCCAACAGCUACUGUUAAAGCUCCCUGCCAGGCAGAGAGCAACAUAACCGAUGAAGUGAAAGGAGAUCACAGGAGGCACUCAGGAGCCAUGGAAGUGGAAACAUCCUCCACUGAUAUAAUUGGACAGGCAAGGGAAACCUUUAAACCCGAGAUCUGUAUUUACGAUGACACAGAAGAAGAUGAUGAAGAAGAACCUCCAAGAACCGAGUCUAAGGGCGUAACCGCCAGAGAGGAAACAGACCCCUGGAGUGCCAUGCGCGAAGAUGAUGAUGCAUUUGCGGCCCGCGUCAAAGAGGAAGAGCAGAAGAUUUUGAGUUUGAUUGUGGACCGGCAGUCCCAGGGGGCAACCCCGGACACCACUCCAGGAAGGAGCCCCACCGAGGAGAGCACGCCAACCAGCGAGCCCAACCCAUUCCUAUUCCAAGAGGGAAAGUUGUUCGAGAUGACCCGCAGUGGAGCUAUUGACAUGACCAAACGGAGCUAUGAGGAUGAAGGCUUUGCUUUCUUUCAGAUAGGUGAACAACCCUUAGAGGAGGCGCUAGCUGAACAGGUCAGAGAUGGGCCAGGAGAAAGAGAUGACCCACUGGAAAGUGAAGUGGCUCUCAACCUGACUCUGCAAAUAAAAGUAGAGGAAGAUGAUAAACUAUUGAAAGAUGCUUCAGAUUCCCCACGAUGUGCCUUGACAGAGGACGAUCAGACAGACAGUGAAAGUACAGCAGUCUCCCCCUCAAAAUCAGAUGCUUCUAAAUCUAGAAUCCCUAGAAUGGGUCUUUCCGCCUCAACUAAGUCCACUAAGAAAGAUAAAGUAUCCCCAGUGUCUCCUGAAGUCACAGAGGUUAAACCAGACAAAAUUGUAGAGGAAACCCCUCUAGAGGUAGAAACUAGUUCCCCCGAUUCAGUGAUAACAAAUGUUGAGACCGCAGAAACGACUGUCACCCGAUCAGUGUACCCUGAACAGGACCAAGAGUCCUCUGACUCCUCUCCAGAGGAGCAUUCGGUCAUAGAGCUCCCCCAAAACACUGAACAGACCAAAACCCCAACAUUAACCGAAAAAGUUAAAAAGAUCGCGACAAAAACCACAAGCAAGGCUGGCAACCAAAGUCAGACCAAAAUGUCUUCCUCUACUUCUUCUGCAUCCGCUUCUUCAGCUAGUGCUAAGAAAGAAACCCCUGUUUUAGAAGCCAAAUCGAGAAUACCUGUAAAGGGCAAGUCGAGCCUUGUCAAGCCUGAGUCGUCUGUUAAACGUACUGAGUCCUCACAGGAUACAAAACUCAAGGUCCAAGAAAAAAAGGACCUGAGGAGAAAGUCUGAGACAGAUGCGGGUCCCUCUGCAAUGCCCAAAGCCAAGACGACAUCUUCUAAAGCUAAGAGCUUCUGUGAGGUAGAUAAGACGCCUACUAAAAAGGAUCCGCAUCAUCCUAUCAGCACUGACCACACCAAGGCUAAGUCAGGCUUUGGCUUUCAAUCCCGGCUGCCAGUUAGAGGCAAACCUGGUCAGGUGUCGCACACUUCCACCCCUGCCAAAGAGAAAUGCAAGUCACGCAAGAAGUCCAUCGAGUUUGUCGAUGAGAUUAGUGACGAAGCUGCAAAGCUUGUUGAGAGAUUGGCUCAGGCCGAGAAAGAAAAGGAGCGGGAAUCUGUUGCCGCUGCCAUCUCGGAUGACGAGAGCAUUGACCCCUCGAUCAUAGAGAGGGAGACUUUUCCUGAAAUGCAGUUCCCUUCUUCUGGAGACGUCUAUCCCAUUAGACCCCUGUGGGACGACCCGGUUGACACACAGAUGCAACGAAUUCCUGACGAUACAGUCAGUCAAGUAGAUCCACAGGAUGAAGCUGAGAGGAAAGAAGAACGGUUGGAAAUAAUUGCCGACCACCUGGGCUUUAGCUGGACGGAGCUGGCACGAGAGCUUGAGUUCAGUGAGGAGAGCAUCAAUCAAAUACGGAUUGAGAACCCCAACUCCUUACAGGACCAAAGUCAUGCCCUACUGAAGCUCUGGACUGAAAGGGAGGGAAAGCACGACACAGAAACAACAUUGAUCAAAAGACUCACCAAGAUCAACAGGAUGGACAUCGUUCACCUCAUCGAAACCAAGAUGUCCAAGUCCAGCCAGGAGGACGCCUCUUCACACACCUACGAAGAGAUCGAGAAGACCAUUGCACUGGAUCACAGUGAAGGUUUCUCUGCACUCCAUGACGACAUAGACAGUCCCCGGCCUGGCAGGCGUACCGAUGGCGCCUCCAGCAUGACUGGCUCAAGGCAGGGGCCCCUCGUGGCAUCAGAGGAGGACCUGACCUUCAGCGUGUCCUCACUGCAUGAGUCGUCGGGGCGGGUGGAGACAGACGCCUCAGUAACAGGCCUCCUGAGACAUGCCCAGAAAGAGAAGUUGCAGAAAGAGCUGGAGAAGACAAAUUCUGUAGGCGACACAUCACAGACUGUACUGAAGGCGGAGUCAGUGCACAUGGGCACAUUCAAACAAAAUCCUCAAAAAGCCAAGGAAAUACAAUUGAUGACCAGUUAUGCAGAUCCUAAGAUGACAACAGAAAGUCAUUUACAUGAGCAAAAGACAGCUCAACCCUUGAGUCAAGAAACCAGCGUUUCAGGUGUGGCAUCUGCUAAGCUCAAGUCUGCCACAGACUAUAAACCUCUGAUAGAUACUCCACUGCAGAUCAGUGGACAAGGGCAUUUUACUACCCAUAGAGCAGUGACACCUAAACUGAAGGAAUUUGACACUGCCAAUCACAAGCUCUCUGACUGGAGUACAGUAACUCAAGAGGAAUUUGAGGAGAAUCUAUCGGAUGAGUUAUUUACACCGUUCUCAAGCCAGUUUCUGGCGCCACCCAAUUAUGAGUUUUUUCCCGAACGGCCGUCUCUAGAAGUCUCAGAGUGUAGCCAGGUUUCGCCCACAGAUAUGAGUCCUGUUUCUCCAGUCUUCAGCGACUCUCUGUCAGAUAAGGGUCAGGUCACAAAGAGCCCAGUGGCAAAUGCUGAAUCAGUUCCAGAGUCCGCUGCACCUGUAUCCACCGAGUCCUUUGAAUUCUCACCAGACUUCAAACGAGUGCUUUCUGAAUUUGAGAAGUCACUCUCGGCAUUUGGACCAGAUGGCCGUUCGGGUUCCGCCCAAGAGGACUCAGACCUGGAGUUCUUUGACUGCAGGAAUGACUUCUCAGACAUGUCCGAGUCUGAGCCAGCGGAACCCGAGGAUCUCUACCGCAUCGAGGAGCCUCCGUCACCGACACCCAUUGGCAGCACUCCGGAAACAGGAUUUCUUGACAGGAACCGCUUGUACGGCGCACAGUUCCUGGCGGUGGACGACCAGAAGCGUUUCUCCUCAGGCAGCGAAAGUCUAUGGGAGUAUGGCAUUGACGACAGGCCAGAAAGUGAAACUUUCCCCACGUGCGAAGAGCUUCCCGCCAGGUCACGGGCAGGGUACGAUGACGAUUCUCUGGUUCGGGAGAUAAAUGAGGAGCUAGGGUCCAUGUCGUCCGACAGCUCAGAGGAGGAGGUGGUGACCACCAGAGUGGUCCGUCGCAGAGUUGUCAUCCAGGCGGACGACCUGCCAGACAUCCCUCCACAGACGGUUACAGAAGAACAGUACACGGAUGAGCACGGCAACAUGGUAGUCAAGAAGAUCACGCGGAAAGUGAUCCGGAAGUACUUCUCACCAGAUGGUGUGGAGAGGGAGGAGGCGACGUUGGAAGGAUCUCACCAGAAGAUGGUCAGCGUGGAGGAGGGAGACGGCUUCUCCAAGGUGGUGAAGAGGACAGUGGUCCGGUGCGAGGGAGAUCGUACUGAGUUGACCUUCUCUGAGCCCCUGGCCCUGGGGGCCACCACAGCCUCUGACUUCGAGUCGGAGCAAGUGCAGGGCCGAAAGGUCAGCAAGGUUGUCAAGACAAUGGUGGUGAAAGGCGAGAGGAUGGAGAAGCGGACGGGUGACCCCUCGCUGGCUGCAGACGUCCCAUCAGCCAAAGACGACUUUGAGAAGGCAUUGAGUUACGCUGGAGGUUUUGGGACAAUCCAACUUCCUCAUUUAGUAGAGAAAGAGGUUGUGAAAGACGAUGGUUCUGUGGUCAACAGGACCCAGAUGUGUAAGUCUCGGACCCAGAAGAGGACUGUGGUGAGGGACGCCCAGGGUAAGCAUGUGCACCUGGAGCGGCUGGACGACACCCCAGAGGCAACGCAACCAGACGCCCUUCAGCAACACCUGCAUCUGCUGCUCCAACGCUACUGCUCCGAGGAGGAAGGAGAGGAGGAGAAAGAGGAACAGAGGAAAAAGAAGUGAUGGGCCGAUUUGAUAUGCCGAGAAUUUGUUCCAUUCUGGUCCUGCACCCUUAUCCACAAAAAGCCUAUGAAGUCUUGUAAGCGAACUCCUGCCACAGCUCUGACCCCUCAUUGACUCCCAACAACCCCUCACCUUUGCCCCCAGCCUGCUGAAGACACUGGAUUGCGUAUUUUUGUUUUUGUGCUUUCGAUUUCUUUGUCAUUGUCCUUUUGAUGAUUUAUGAUUUUGUGUUUUAUUUGCUAAUUUUGUGACCAAAGAUAGCUCCUCCCCUUUUUUUGUCAGGUGACUUAGAUAAAAACAUUUCUUUAUACUUUUGUUUUGGGUAAGGGGGAGGGGUAAAUCAAGUUUUUGGCUGCUGUGGUAAAACACAAAAUGCUAUGAAAGGUAAACAGAAAUGGGAAAUGAAGAUGGGAACCUCGGACGUUAAUCUCAUUCACAGGCCUCUUCCUGAAGGAAAGAUUGUAAACUUUUGUAAAUAGAGAAUCAGCGCGCUGGCACUGGGUGAAAAAUGAAACAAACAGAAGUUCAAAAGCAUUUAUUACAUUUGCCCCCACACUCUACCUGCUGUAAACAUACUGUCACCAAUCAAAAUCAAUUGAGGUCAAGGGUCAUACCAAAGACAAAGUUGACCCUAUUCGUCCAACAAAUAAGAGCUAGAUGAGUCACUUGUUGCAAGUUUCUUUUGAAAGGUACGGUAAAAAAAGAGAGUGAAUGCCAUAGUCUUGUAUCAAGAAUCAGAUAAGCGUAAAAUGUGUUGUGGUCUGAACCACCUUCAUGUAUCCCUGGGUAACAGUUGGGUCUACAACAGGUUUCGUGUGUCUGGAUGAGCAAUUGACCUCGGCGAACAUACUUUCCAUGUACCGUAACUGUCAGUUAUUCUUUUUUUUUU